ACGGCUGAGAAGGUAAACCCUAUUUUACUUGAGAAGAAGGCUUCAAAUUUUGAAUUUCCAGAGUUGGCGCUCUUCAUUCAUCAUUCAUUCAGAUCUUCAUUACUCAAAACAAACCCUCUCCUUUCUCUCUAGAAAAUCCUAGCCUCUCUCGUUCACGGUUCAUCAACCACAUUUUCACUGCAAUGGGUGCCGGUCACAGCCGCGAAGAUCUGGACCUUUCAGACUCCGAUCAAGAAAGCGAAGAGGAACGAACCCCACAGAAAGAUGUACAAGACAAUGAAACAUAUGAAGACGCCACAGAAGGAGAUCAGAGAUCUUCUGAACGGAGCGAUUCCAAAACACCCUCUUCUGUUGAUGAAUUGGAUGCUAAGCUCAGGGCACUAAAGCUCAAGUACCCUUCUAACAAACCCACUCUCAAAGACGCCGUCAAGCUCUAUCUACACGUCGGCGGAAACACCCCAAAGUCAAAAUGGAUUGUCUCAGACAAACUCACCCCAUAUUCAUUUGUAAAAGCCUCCCAAACCGACACCUCGGACGACGACGAGGAAGAAGACGAAGACCGCGAGGAAACCUCGUGGUUCUUUAAGAUCGGGUCUAAGAUUCGUGUCAAAGUUGGCCCUGAUAUGCAAUUAAAAUGUUUUGCUGAUCAAAGACGAGUGGAUUUCGUUUCAAAGGGUGUAUGGGCUAUGAAAUUCUUCACCGAUGUGGACUACAAGAGCUUCAUCGUCAAGUACGAGGAGUGUUUAUUUGAGAACGCGUAUGGGAUGGAAUCGAAUGAUGAUAACAAGAUCAAGGUUUACGGGAAGGAUUUUAUUGGAUGGAUAAAGCCGGAAGCUGCGGACGAUUCUAUGUGGGAAGAUGCUGAUGACAGUUUGCUCAGGAGCCCUGGUGCGGUGACACCCGUGAGGACGAAUCAGGAUCUACGGGAGGAGUUUGAAGAAGCUUCAGAGGAUGGUGGGGCAAUACAGAGCUUGGCGUUGGGUGCUCUUGAAAACAGUUUCUUGGUGAGUGCUUCCGGUGUUCAAGUAGUGAAGAAUUUUAGUCACGGGAUUCAUGGAAAAGGGGGUUAUGUUAAGUUUGGCGGAGGAGGAAGCUCCUACGGUGGUGGACGAUCGACUAUGGACUCUCAGUCUUGUACGCCCAAAAAGGCUCUUUUGAUGAGAGCUGAAACUAAUAUGCUGUUGAUGAGUCCAAUAACUGAUGGGAGGCCACACACAAGGGGGCUGCAUCAGCUUGACCUUGAAACAGGUAAGAUUGUUACUGAGUGGAAGUUUGGAAAAGAUGGAACUGAUAUUACCAUGAAAGAUAUUGCUAAUGACAAUAAGGGAGCCCAAAUGGAUCCUUCUGGAUCCACAUUUCUGGGAUUGGAUGACAACCGUCUUUGCAGGUGGGAUAUGCGUGAUAAGGGUGGGAUGGUUCAGGACCUUGCUAGUGCUAGUGCUCCUGUUUUGAAUUGGACCCAAGGGCAUCAGUUUUCCAGAGGAACUAAUUUCCAGUGCUUUGCAUCUACUGGUGAUGGCUCUAUAGUUGUUGGAUCAGUUGACGGUAAGAUCCGUUUGUACUCCAACAAUUCUAUGAGAAUGGCGAAAACAGCAUUUCCUGGCCUUGGUUCUCCUAUCACUCAUGUCGAUGUAACCUAUGAUGGGAAGUGGAUUUUGGGCACGACGGAUAGCUACUUAAUCCUUAUAUGCACUCUAUUCACCGGAAAGGAUGGAAAGACAAAGACUGGAUUUUCCGGCAGAAUGGGCAACCGAAUUUCAGCUCCAAGAUUGUUGAAGCUAACUCCUCUUGAUUCUCAUAUGGCUGGUGCUAACAACAAAUUCCGAGGCGCCCAGUUCUCAUGGGUGACAGAGCAAGGAAAGCAAGAGAGGCAUCUUGUUGCAACAGUUGGCAAGUUUAGUGUAAUAUGGAAUUUCCUACAAGUAAAAGAUGGUUCUCAUGAAUGCUACAAAAACCAGGUGGGACUAAAGAGCUGCUAUUGCUACAAGAUAGUGUUGAAAAAUGACUCAAUUGUCGACAGUCGCUUCAUGCACGAUAAGUUUGCAGUCAGUGAUUCCCCUGAAGCGCCACUGGUGGUAGCUACUCCUAUGAAAGUCAGCUCUUUCAGCAUGUCUAGCAGGCGAUAGAUAAAUAAUAUAUGCACUUAAUCAGAAGUCUCCUUUUCCUCCUUUUGUUGUUUACUACUUUGUGAACCUUAUUAGAGUACUACUUACUCUGUUGUGAUCCUUUACCAUUUCUCUUGUGAUGAUGGUUGGAAUCAAGUAUUUGUAGCCAUUACUUUGGAUGUAUGCGCUUAAUGUGUCAAAAUGAAGUUUAAUUGAAUUGUUUUAGAGAUGGAUAAUCUAUCUAUUUCUGCAUUU
This is a messenger RNA of Impatiens glandulifera, 2360 nucleotides long. RefSeq names its product protein CYPRO4-like. Lineage: Eukaryota; Viridiplantae; Streptophyta; Magnoliopsida; Ericales; Balsaminaceae. The transcript has 2 exons. The record is from RefSeq and is a predicted model, not a curated record. The coding region runs from base 183 to 2126 and encodes 647 amino acids. Gene Ontology annotation, cellular component: nucleus; cytoplasm. Gene Ontology annotation, molecular function: protein binding.